AGGCAGCAAGAUUCUAACUUCCGCCCUGAGUUUGCUCGGUCGCUGUGAUCGUGACGUGUAUUAGCAAGGAGUCCCUCGAAUAGUGUAGGUUGCUAAUAUGAAGUUAGCCAGUUUUGUUGCCGAUGAUAUUAAGUGAUUCGCGGAGCACAAAUUAAAGCGGAGACGGUCUUCGGUCGGUCUUUUGGAAGCAAUAAUGCCUCUCAUGGUCGGCGGAGGUAACGGACGAGCUGAUAGAAAUGUGAUGUGCCUCUUGUUUCCGCUCGCCGCCGUGUUUUUGUUGUCGGUCGGAGUUGCUGCAGUUCCAGAGGAGCACAAAUCAGCUGUCCAGGAGCAGCCCGCACCAGAGAAAGCCUCAAGUCCCCAUCCAGUAGGCCCGGCAGUGUCUGAAGAUGACUCCAGCAAAGGAAACCUGGGCUUCAUUCAUGCCUUUGUGGCCUCCAUCUCUGUCAUCAUCGUCUCUGAGUUGGGAGACAAGACAUUUUUCAUCGCAGCCAUCAUGGCCAUGCGUUACAACCGUCUCACCGUGCUGGCAGGUGCCAUGCUGGCCCUGGGACUCAUGACUUGUCUCUCAGUGCUCUUUGGCUACGCCACCACCAUCAUCCCUAGAAUCUACACAUACUACGUGUCCACCGCUCUGUUUGCCAUCUUCGGUGUACGCAUGCUGAGAGAGGGGCUGAGAAUGAGUCCAGAUGAAGGCCAGGAGGAGCUGGAGGAGGUGCAGGCAGAGAUCAAGAAGAAGGAUGAAGAGCUCCAGCGAUCCAAGCUGGCCAAUGGGACUCCAGACGUGGAAGCUGGGUCGGGGACUACAAUUCCUCAGGGAAAGUGGCACAGCUUAAUUUCACCCAUCUUCAUCCAAGCCCUCACCCUCACCUUCCUGGCAGAGUGGGGGGACCGCUCACAGCUGACCACUAUAAUUCUAGCUGCCCGGGAGGAUCCAUUUGGAGUGGCAGUGGGCGGCACACUUGGACACUGUAUGUGUACCGGACUGGCUGUGGUAGGAGGGAGAAUGAUCGCCCAGAAAAUAUCUGUCAGAACAGUUACAAUCAUUGGAGGGAUCGUUUUCCUGGCGUUUGCCUUCUCUGCCCUGUUCAUCAAGCCGGACGCUGGAUUUUAAUUGGACGGAAAAAAAAGGACUUUCAGGUUUUCCUCUGUACAUACGUGUAAAAUUUGGUAACGUUGCUGUAGAGAGACUGUAGUUUUGACUCUGUGUGUGUCCAACAAGACAGUGUGACAUGUAAAAAAAAAAAAAGAGAGAGAGAGAGAGAGCGCUUCAGUCCUGUCCUCGUCUCCUAGCUGCUCCACUACAGUCUGUAACUCUCGAGGGAACUCUAGGCAUUAGUUUAUUGAACACUUCCCAUGAGUCUAACCUUCACUACACAUUAAAGCCUCAUGGGAAAACGUAGCUGUUGAAUUCUAACUGAUCGGUGUUUUUAGUUAGAUUCCCAGUUACUUCAGGAUGGAAAAUCCUUAAUCUUUUUAUAUUAUGUGAUGAAAGAGAAGAAACCGUUACAGGGGCGAGCUGAGCAAGCAGGUCGGAACUGCAGCUCUCCAUCAGAGCUGUGUUCACAUCACAAGGUGUGUGCGUGAGAGAGAGAGCGAGAAGACGCGAUUGUUACUGAUAGCUGCCCUCCGACCCAUCGCUCAAAGGUUCUCUGGCUCACACAGUGAGUCUGACAUUCAGUACUUCCCUCCUACUCAGCCCUUAGAUACUGAGUCCAUUUCAAAAUCUUUGCCUUUUUUCUUUUUGUUUUAUAAAUGUUGAAUGAUUAUUUGGUUGACAGAAUAAUAACCUCAGACCUAAAGAAUGGAAAAAAAUGACCUACGUUUUGUAGUAAUUUUAAUUUCCCGCUGUGUGGAAAAAGACUGAAACGGCAUAUAAUUAUGAUAUAAAUUGAGUUUUUAUUAGAGACAGACAACAUUGAAAUAUUCCUCUUAGUUACUCCUCACAGUCUUUUUUCAGAGAGACAGGGACCUGAUUCACUAGAAUACCUCUGCGUCCGGGUGUUACCAUGUCACUACAGCUUCAGAACAGCGCACGUGCACCGCGCAAAAACACAGAUUGCAUAUUGGGGAUAGCGAUCGAGGUACUUCAUACUUCCUGCUUCCAGUUUCAGGCGCCGAUAGUGAACAAGAACACAAGUCAGGCUGCCGAGCGGUUAGCGGUCACCUCCACACAGGUUAACUCCUCCUCAGCGUUUAAAGCCAUGUCCACUACGAACCUCACUGCCUCCAUUGUUGCUGCUUUCGAUUCACAGAAUGGAUGGGUACAGAGCAGACGAGUCACCACCACGUGUCCAUAAGUCACUCCUGCCGUAAGCAGCUGCGUUGUAGCUGCUGUGACACCUGAACGCGGCGAUGUAAUUCAACCUACGUUUUCACCUUUUUUGUUUAAAGGGGUAUCUAUUUAUUUAGCUUCAUUUUCUUUCUUUUUAAGCAACUGUACUGUAGAAACCAAAAAAAACAAACAAAAAAAGGAUUGGAGGCACAACAAACGAGUGGAGAUAUUUUUGUAAGUGAACAGGCUACAAGCUGCAUUGUCAAUAUUUGACAGACUGCGCCCAGCUGUGAAAUACUUCUGUUUGUGCUAAAGGUCGGUUGAAAAUGCCUAUAAAUCUAAAAUGCUCAAUAAAAAUGUUUCAUGUGUUGUCUGA
Messenger RNA from Acanthopagrus latus (yellowfin seabream), 2651 nucleotides. It is a transcript of the gene tmem165, whose product is annotated as transmembrane protein 165. Bases 194 to 1114 code for a protein of 306 amino acids. Gene Ontology annotation, cellular component: Golgi apparatus. Gene Ontology annotation, biological process: Golgi calcium ion homeostasis; Golgi calcium ion transport; calcium ion transmembrane transport. The transcript is spliced from 6 exons. NCBI's taxonomy places the organism in Eukaryota, Metazoa, Chordata, Actinopteri, Spariformes, Sparidae. Gene Ontology annotation, molecular function: manganese ion transmembrane transporter activity; calcium ion transmembrane transporter activity. The record is from RefSeq and is a predicted model, not a curated record.